AUGAGGUAUAAAUUUCAUGGUCCUGAUUUUGAUGCAAAGUUACGGAGACACCAUGACAUGACAGGACUACCAACGUUUCCAUUCCAAGCCACUAUGCCUCUCUCAAUUUUCCGACGACUCUUGACAUGGCGGCCGCUUCUAUUCUACGCCGUGGCGUGGACGGUCCUUCUAACGGCAACAAUGGCAGUGGCAUCGUUCUCUGCCAAGAUUGCAUUUGUCUUGGCCGUGUCACCGUCUUCGUCUUUCUCGCCGCCUUGUAAUGUGGUCGGGCCCAGGAUUCCGGUGGAGAUCGUGUGCUUGCCAGUUCACCUGGUGAAGAGGUCUGGUUUGGAUGUCAUUGUGCCAACCGUUUUUGUUGCUUCGGUUGUGGCCGGGUCUGCAUGCAUGAUUCGAGCCGUGGGCUUGUAG
Messenger RNA from Ilex paraguariensis (yerba mate), 408 nucleotides. Lineage: Eukaryota; Viridiplantae; Streptophyta; Magnoliopsida; Aquifoliales; Aquifoliaceae. The record is from the annotation of a GenBank genome assembly.